GCUAAGCUUCACCUAAUUAUAUCAAUAAUGCUGGUGCCAUCACUUCCAAUCAUCAGUCCGCCAACCUUUCAUCAUCUCCAAAUCCUCAUCAAAACAUAAAAAUUAAAAGCCAAAACUCUGGACCAAUGAAGUUCUUAGAGGACAAGCAAGAAACUGUAAUGAUCGCGGCAUCACUGAUCGCAGCAGCUGCCUUCCAAAUCGGCGUAAAUCCUCCUGGAGGCACUUAUCAAGACACAGUAGACCAAUUUAACCAAACGGUAAUGAAAAAGCAUAAGGCAGGAACUUCAAUAAUGGCAUACAGUGAUUCGCGCCUUUACAGAACGUUCAUUGUGGAAAACACAGUUGGGUUCUUGGCCUCGAUCUCUGUGUUCUUGCUGCUACUAACUGGUUUGCAUCACAAGUACAAGUUUUUCAGAGGGUUUUUUAUGGUGGCUAUUUGGAUGGCCAUUGUUGCUAUUGCUGCAAGUUAUGUCUCUUCUAUAAUAACCGUCGCUCCUCCACUAGAGCAAAAAACCGUCAUUGCGUUCUCUUACGCAGUGUUAAUCGUAGCCGUUGUAAUGUGGAUUCUGAUUAUUUUGUGGUAUGCUGGUUUUGGUCCUCGUAUUGUUGAAAUUAUUCACCAGAGGCGUUCCUCGCAGAAAGGACGACAAACACGGUCAGCAAGGCUCCUCGGUCGUGCAGCUUCUAGUACUCGCUAUGUGUAGUACUGGGUAAUAUAAUUGUCAAAGAAUGAUGAAUAAUGAUGAUGGAGCAAUAGUAUCUCCAACAUUGUGAAUUUGUGAUAGAGAAGCUAACAACGUACCAGAUUGUCUACUCUUGUGAACCAAGGAAUAAUAAUCCUUAGAAAAAUCACAAUCAUCAACAUAGAAAGCUUAUCUAUGACGAUGUAGUGGGAGUGGCUCGAUCGUUUAGUUCAAUUGUAAUUUUUUUAUUUUUUGCUGUGGGGGCUUUCCCCCCUCCUCUGCACCACAAACAAAGGACAGUGUAGAGUUUUCAUUAAUGUUGAAUUGUGUUAUGAGUUAUGGCCUUGUGGUUCCUAAGACGAUAUGAAUAUAUGUUGAGUAGCUUUAUAAUUUA
Beta vulgaris subsp. vulgaris (sugar beet) is the source of this 1077-nucleotide messenger RNA. RefSeq lists its product as hypothetical. The coding region runs from base 126 to 704 and encodes 192 amino acids. The record is from RefSeq and is a predicted model, not a curated record. The transcript has a single exon. Lineage: Eukaryota; Viridiplantae; Streptophyta; Magnoliopsida; Caryophyllales; Amaranthaceae.